Scatophagus argus is the source of this 3337-nucleotide messenger RNA. RefSeq names its product peroxisomal biogenesis factor 6 (gene pex6). Gene Ontology annotation, biological process: protein import into peroxisome matrix. Gene Ontology annotation, molecular function: ATP hydrolysis activity; ATP binding. Gene Ontology annotation, cellular component: cytosol; peroxisomal membrane. Lineage: Eukaryota; Metazoa; Chordata; Actinopteri; Scatophagidae. The record is from RefSeq and is a predicted model, not a curated record. The transcript is spliced from 18 exons. The coding region runs from base 48 to 3218 and encodes 1056 amino acids.
ACAGGCCGGAAGCUUUAACGGAGCAGCGGCGAUGACGCAGGUCCAAGAUGGCGGCGCAGGGAGAGCUGUGUUGUUUGGAGUCUUUCCCCGCACACCUGAGUCCUCUGGAUGUUUUAAUGUCAAAGUCUCAUUUGGAUUCAGUUUUCCAGAAUGACACCGACCCACCAACAGUCCUCUUCACCCCGCUGCGGCCUCAGGGCUCCAGGACGUCGGGCAUUUUACUACGCGUUCACCCGACUACCGAGGAGAAUCACCAAGGUGUAGCAGGAAAGUCCCCCCGAACAGAGUCUGGGAGCCGGGUCCGGCUGUUCACCAGCCGCCUCUUCAUGCGGCACCACGGGUUCCAGCGGCUCUGCAGCACGGGGACUGUCCGGGCGAUGGACCCGAUCAGCCUGGACAGAGUGGUGCUGGGAGCCCGCAGCAGGCAGAGCCUCCGCUGGGCCGGAGCUGACAAGUUCACCGCCGGGUUGAUGGAGCUCUGCCGCCCGGGACAGUGGCUGCUGGUCCGGCAGGGGGACCCGCUGCUGCUGCCCCGACACCCGCUGCUGGGAGAGGACCCGGGACAGGUGCAGCAGCAGCUGCUGGACCUGCUUGUGUUGGACUGCAGUCCUGUAAUACAGGGACGCAUCACCGCCGACACGUCUCUGGUUCUGACGGACUGCUGGGACUCGGUGGACCCCCUUGGACCCAACCCGCCCUGCAGACCGUUCAGAUUGUGUGUGUCGGACUUUGCUCAUUACGCCGAUGGCCUCGGAGGGGGGCGAUCUCUUCUCCACAACAGGAAACUGCUGGGCUCGGGGUUCUGCGGUGUCCUGGAGGCCCUGGAGUGCAGGCUGGAGGUGCGGGUGGUGGACUCUGGGCGAUGGCUGGGGCUCACAGGUCCACAGGGAGCUGCCGUGGACGUGGACAGCUGUGUGUUUGUGAGCAAACAGCUGCUUCUCAGGCUGGGGCUGUUCAAUCACGAGUGGGUGAAGCUGUGGAGGCCCGGCAGGUCGUCCAGGGGGGCGGUCUGCAGGGAGCGGCUGGUCUCUGUGCUGGUGGUGGACUUCACAGACAGGCCAGAGCUGCAGAAGAACCACGAAGAGGGGUUCAUAUCCCCAACUCUGUGGUUCAACAUGACUGAAGGGGACGAGGUCCCUGAGAGGAGCUGCACGCUGAGGAUGAAGAGGUGGAGCCUGGCUCCUCUGGCGCCCGGCGGGCGGCGCUCUGACACUUCCUGUCGCUCUGCUUCUCCACCAUUUGCCAGCGAGCUUCACAUCCAGCCGGUGGCGUCUCCGCUGUCCAACCAGCUGAGCUGCUACGACCUGCUGCUGGCUGAGCACUUCAGGACCCCGAGGCUGGUCUCACAGGGAGACAUCGUGAAGGUUCCUGCUGAAAACCAUCCAGACCUGCUCGAGAACAGCUCGGAAGGGAUACUCAGGUGUCCAGCGCUGUUCUUCAGAGUCCUCGAGGUGUGUCCGUCUGCAGAGAGACCAGAAGAGGGAGGAGCCCACCUGGCCGACAGACUGCACACCUCACUCUACAUGAGAGCGUCCACCAACAGCCCCGUCCCCCGCUGCUCCGAGGACGGAGCGUCUCUGUGGGGCCGUCUGUCUCCUCCCGGCCUCAGCAAAACCGUCGACCUCCUCAGCAGCACCAUCCUCCCGCACCUGCACAGCAGCGGCUCUCUGUGUGGUUGCACCGUCCUCCUUCACGGCCCUGCAGGAAGCGGGAAAGUGACAGCGGUGAGCGCGGCGAGUCGCAGACUCAACCUCCACCUGCUGAAGGUGGACUGUGUCAGCGUGUGUGCUGACACACCUGCAGCCUCUGAGGUGAAGCUGGACUCGGUGUUUCAGCGGGCCGACGCCCUGCAGCCCUGCGUGCUGCUGCUCAGGAACCUGCAGGUCCUGCUCCGGCCUCGAGGCGGCGUCGAGGAGGACGGCAGGAUCCCGGCCGCGCUCUGCCAGCUGCUCAGCGGCGCCGCCAGCAGUGUGGUGGUCGUGGCCACAGUCUGCAGACCUCGGGAGCUGCCUGCAGGUGUCAUGACAGCGUUUGUCCACCAGGUGGCAAUAGAGCCGCCCACUGAGGAGCAGCGACACGCCAUGCUGGUCAGCCUGAGCCGAGACCUUCACCUGGGGAGGGACGUCGACCUGGAGAGACUCUCCAAACUCACUGCAGGUUUUGUGUUGGGGGAUCUGAGUGCUCUGCUGGUUGAGGCAGGCAGAUCCGCCUGCAGGAGGCUCAUUCACACCUGUGCUGGCCGGAGGGAGGAGGAUCUGUGCUCCAGUGGAGUGACCAUCCUGAACCAGGACUUCAGCUCCGCCCUGCAGGCACUGCAGGACGCCCACUCCACGGCCAUCGGAGCCCCCAAGAUCCCCGACGUACGCUGGGAGGACGUCGGAGGCCUGCAGCGCGUGAAGAAAGAGAUCCUGGACACAGUACAGCUUCCCCUGCAGCGCCCGGAGCUCCUGUCUCUGGGUCUGAACCGGACUGGAGUCCUGCUGUACGGACCACCGGGAACAGGAAAGACUCUGCUGGCCAAAGCUGUAGCCACCGAGUGCUCCAUGACCUUCCUCAGUGUGAAAGGCCCUGAGCUCAUCAACAUGUACGUGGGUCAGAGCGAGGAGAACAUCCGAGAAGUGUUCUGCAGAGCGCGCUCAGCAGCCCCCUGCGUCGUCUUCUUUGAUGAGCUGGACUCUCUGGCUCCCAGCAGGGGGCGCAGUGGAGACUCAGGAGGAGUGAUGGACAGAGUCGUAUCUCAGCUGCUCGCCGAGCUCGACGCUCUGCACUCGUCUGUUGGCGUUUUCGUGAUCGGAGCCACAAACCGCCCAGACCUGCUGGACCAAUCACUGCUGAGGCCUGGCAGGUUUGAUAAGCUGGUUUAUGUCGGAGUCAGCGAGGACCGGGUCUCUCAGCUGCAGGUUCUCCAGGCCAUCCUCAGAAGGUUUCAGCUGGACUCUGCUGUGGACUUGCAGGAUUUGGUGGAUCGCUGCCCUUCUCACAUGACCGGCGCCGACCUGUACGCUCUCUGCUCAGACGCCAUGACGGCCGCCAUCAAGAGGAAGGUCGCCCUCAUCGAGGACGGUCUGGACUCGGAGGACUCCCCCGUCCUCCUGUCAGUGGACGAUUUCUCUGCCGCGUUGGAAAACUUCAGGCCGUCUGUUUCAGACCAGGAGCUGCUGCGAUAUGACAGCAUCCAGCAGAAACUCGCCGAUCCAGUCAGGCCGUCUUACUGCUAACCAACCAACAGAAAAAACAACCCUGAAAAAUACUGUAAAUAGAAAUGAUGUAAACAAGAACUUAAUUUAUAAAAUUGUGAAAUGGAAUGAAUUAAUGGAGAAAUAAACUAAUGAAAACA